AUGGCAGAACGAAAAGCAAUAAAUCGAUAUAUCCCACCUGAUUUUGAUCCAGAAAUUCAUAAAAGUAUUAAUGGGUAUGGAAAAGUUUCACAUUUAAGAAAGAGAAUCAAAAGUAAUGGAACAAUGAUUAUUCGAAUUGAAUUGCCUUUCGGGAUUUGGUGUGAUGGAUGUAAAAAUCUCAUAGGAAAAGGUACUCGUUUUAAUGCAACAAAACGACAAGUUGGGAUGUAUUAUUCAAGUAAAGUUUUUGAAUUUGAGAUAAAUUGUAAAGAUUGCCAUUCAGUUAUUACACUUCAAAGUGACCCACAAGUUUGUUUGUAUGAAUAA
Molecule: messenger RNA, 327 nt
Organism: Entamoeba nuttalli P19
Lineage: Eukaryota; Evosea; Mastigamoebida; Endamoebidae
Exons: 1
Coding region: 1-327 (108 amino acids)
Biological process (GO): mRNA splicing, via spliceosome
Cellular component (GO): U2-type spliceosomal complex; post-mRNA release spliceosomal complex
Source: RefSeq, a predicted model, not a curated record